Bactrocera dorsalis (oriental fruit fly) is the source of this 10797-nucleotide messenger RNA. RefSeq names its product neurexin-1. NCBI's taxonomy places the organism in Eukaryota, Metazoa, Arthropoda, Insecta, Diptera, Tephritidae. The record is from RefSeq and is a predicted model, not a curated record. The transcript is spliced from 20 exons. Bases 1461 to 7229 code for a protein of 1922 amino acids.
GAAUACACAGGGCUGAAAAUUGCAGUCUAGUUUCGUCGCGAUUGCAGUGUGGAUCGAUAAUAGAACAAAAAUUGGCAGAGUGAAAUGUGAAAAUUGUGGAAAAUUAUUUAAUAGAAAAUCCUUCAUUGCAGAAUAAGCAAAAAUAUGUACUUAGUCGAAUAUUCAACAAAUGUGGUUAUUAAUGCUUUUUGGCUUUCUCAAAUAAAAUAAAAUAACAUAAAACAAUGAGUGUAAAGCGUAGUGUGAAAAAACGUUACGUUAAACGUAAAAAUAUAGUAUAAAACAAAAACAAUCUAUUAGCUAAGCAACCUUAAAAUAAUUAACCAAUCAACUACGUAACACCGACCAACCGUCCGCUUCAAUUUCGAAAAUUACUUAGUUAAAACGUGUAAUAACUUAGCAUACUUAAUAGCAUACUCAAUAGCGCUGCCCGCUUCAGUUCACCUAUGCGCGUUCAUAUAAACAACCAAUACAGUGACGAAAUCAAUGAAAAAUUCCGACACAUAACAAGAAAGAGAGGUGGAGUUCCACGAAACCACGAUAAAAACGCUCUGUGUACAUAAAAAUCCGUGAGAAAAGCUCCCGCAAAGCUUUUGCAGCAAAAGAAAAGACGCUAUAAAACAAACUGUAAAAACAAACACACGCAUUGCUGCACAAACAAACAAAAACAAAGACUAAAAACUAAAAUAAAGCAUAAUCAAAGGAAGUUAAAAGAGAGAGAGAGAGAGAGUGAGAGGUUUGAGAGCGUAAAUUCAAUUCAAUGAAACUUACACGCGAUUGAAAUGCACAUGAGAAGCAGUUAUAGUAGUACGCGACGGCACAAACUCACAUAUCCUCGUAAACAGCACACAUACUUACUGACACACACGUGCCUGAACAACGUCAGAACGCAUACAUACAAACAAACAAACAGCUACACAAAUUACGUACGAGAGAUUUUGUCAAAUGUAAAGGAACUUCAAGGAUUUCAAGAUAUAUACAAAUUAACGACAGCGAUAUGCUAGACUCAAUAGCAAAUGCUGCCGAAGUGUAAAAAAUAGAAACUCACAACCACAUCCGGUAGGAAAAACAAACACAUCUACUUAUGUGCGGGUAGAAACAUACACACACAACUAAAAAACUUAACAAGGACAUCGGGAGUGAAAACUUGAAGGCGAAAUGCAUUUACUGUUAAUAAAAGAAAAAACUGAAUAAGAAGUACGACUGUAAAGGAGUGGGGAUAUAAUUUAAAUAAUAGUGUAGUGUGCUUUUUGGCGUAGAAGCAGCUGGUUUGUUGUAUGCCAUCUGCAGAUUCAAACUGUAGCGUUGAAUUCGCGUUGAAGCAUAACACUUUGAACAUAUCAAAAUAAAAACGUAUAUACACACACAGACACACUUACACAAUCAUACAGUAUACACGCAACGCAACGCCGAAAAAUAUGCAACACUAGUGCAGUGUCACGCUUGAAGUCAGCAGCAGAAUGUCCUUAGGCGAACCUUGUGAGCUGCUGCCAGGCAGCACAGUGCGAAGGAGGAACAGCAAUUUCAGCGCAUUUGCAAUGAGUGCCGUUAGUUACCCCUCUAACGGUACCACAACAUGUCACGGUAGCAGUAGUUGUGGCAGCGGCUGCUGCAUUAGUGGUCGUCUCAUAAAUCGGCAUAGCAACGACUACAGUAGCUGUUGCAACAACAACAACAACAAUAGCAGGCAACAACUGCAAACUAUACAACAAAAACUGCCACUUCGGCAAACAUUGCGGCAGCAAAGGAACAAUGGCAAUAUCAAUGCAAACUACAAAUUCAGAAACAGCAUCAAAGCAAAAACAGCAACACCAACAACAAUAACAACGAGCACAUCAACUGCAGUGGCACAGCUUGUGGGCUGCCCAGAAGCUGGCGACGAUGUGCCGUCACACUCGCCAUAUUCAAGUUGUGGACGGCUGAAACAGCGCCGAAAGUUGAAAACGCUGUUGCCGACAAAUGUGCCCGCCUCGGCGUAUGCCCUUACCGGUUUGGUGCUGUUGUGUUCGGCGCUUCUAUCGCCAUGCCAUGCUUUCCAGCUGGAUGGCUCACAAAAUUCUUUCGCCCAAUUUCGCAAAUGGUAUACGGGACUCAAUGGCUCGCUGGAGCUGGAGUUUAAGACUGAGCAGCCCAACGGCUUGGUGCUUUACACCGAUGAUGGUGGUACAUAUGACUUCUUCGAGCUGAAACUGGUGGAGGGUGCAUUGCGUUUGCGUUAUAAUUUGGGCGGUGGAGCGCAUAUCAUAACUGUCGGCAGAGAAUUACAUGAUGGCCAUUGGCAUAAAGUGCAGGUGUUGCGCAAUGACGAACAAACAUCACUGAUUGUGGAUGGCGUGUCGCAGAGCAGUACGACCAAGGGCAAGGAAUUUCAAUUUGGAAAAUUUGCCACCAACUCUGACGUCUAUGUAGGCGGCAUGCCAAAUUGGUACAGCACAAAGUUGGCAUUAUUAGCCUUGCCAAGCGUGAUCUUCGAGCCGAGAUUCCGGGGUGCCAUUCGCAAUUUGGUAUACGCCGAUCAGCCAGGUGGGGCGACACGCCGUCAGGAAAUGAAGCAGCCACGUGAUAUAAAGUGUGGCGACGGCCCAUGCGAUAACGGUGAAAUGCCAAAGGAGAAGGUACCUAGGGGUGUACGCGGCGGUAAUACCACAGAUGCUUGUGAACGAAGUGAUCCUUGCCAACAUGGUGGUAUUUGUAUCUCAACCGAUUCGGGUCCAAUAUGUGAAUGUCGAAAUCUUGAAUAUGAUGGACAAUAUUGUGAAAAAGAAAAAGCGCCAUCAGAAGCCACAUUUCGCGGUCAACAGUUCCUGUCGUAUGAUCUUGGCCAAACUAGUGCCGAGCCGAUUGUAAGCGCUCAGGAUGCCAUUACGCUAUACUUUCGCACUCGUCAACCCAAUGGUUUAUUAUUCUAUACAGGGCACGGUACUGAUUACCUGAAUUUGGCGCUACGUGAUGGCGGCGUUUCACUUACAAUGGGUUUAGCUAACGGUAAACAGGAAAUGCAUAUCAAGCCAUCCAAGGUACGUUUUGAUGAUCAUCAAUGGCACAAAGUAACGGUACAUCGUCGAAUUCAAGAAAUAUCUUCGAUAACAAGCUUCUGCAGACUUGUGACCGUUGUUGAUGAUGUUUACACCGAUCACUCGCAUAUUGCCGGUAAAUUCACAAUGCUAUCUUCGUCUCGUGUUUAUGUCGGUGGCGCCGUCAAUCCACGCGCGCUGCUCGGUGCUCGUGUGCAUAAUAACUUUGUAGGCUGUCUUCGUAAGGUUGAGUUCUCUGCAGAUACAUUAUUAUUAAACCUUAUCGAUUUGGCUAAAAGUGGCUCAAAACUGAUUCAAGUCGCAGGUAAUGUCGAAUAUCAGUGUCCCAUAGGAGACCCACAGGACCCAGUUACGUUUACUACAAGGGAAUCGCAUUUGGUUUUACCACCAUGGGAGACUGGCAAACAAAGCUCUAUAUCCUUUAAAUUUCGUACCAAGGAACCUAAUGGAUUGAUCAUUUUGGCCACAGGCUCGAAACAACCGCGCUCGAAGAAUGCCGUACUGUUUGCCAUUGAGCUAUUGAAUGGACACAUUUACAUACACUUGGACUUGGGUUCAGGUGCGGCGAAGGUGCGUGCCUCACGACGUCGAGUUGACGACGGUGAUUGGCAUGAUUUGAUAUUGCGGCGCAACGGACGGGAUGCAAAGGUAAGCGUCGACGGCGUUUGGAAUGAGUUCCGUACACCGGGCGAUGGUACCAUACUGGAACUGGAUGGGCAUAUGUAUGUCGGUGGUACGGGUCCAGCGUACAAUAAUAUCGCAUGGCCACCGGCUAUCUGGACGGCAACGUUGCGGCAAGGUUUUGUCGGUUGCUUGCGUGACUUGGUUUUAAGCGGCAAGGCAAUCGAUAUUGCAGCAUUCGCACGCUUGCAGGACUCAGCAUCGGUGAAGCCAUCAUGCCACGUACAGGCCAACGUUUGUUCCGGCAAUCCCUGCUUGAAUGGUGGCACCUGCAUAGAGGGCUGGAAUCGACCCAUUUGCGACUGCACUGCUACACUAUACGCCGGACCGACAUGCGGACGCGAGUUGGCCACAUUGGCAUUCAACGGCAGCCAACAUAUGACUGUAUGGCUGGGCAAUGGUCAAGGCACCAAAACUCAAACUGAAGAGCUUAUAAUACGUUUCAAAACCUCGCGACCCACCGGCUUAAUACUACUAACAAGUGCCGAGUCGAAUUCGCCAGAUCGCUUGGAGAUCGCGCUGGUGGCGGGACGUGUGCGUGCCAGUGUGCGUUUAAGUGAUCGAGAGAAGAAUUUACUUGCCGGUCAAUCGGUGUUGAAUGACAACAACUGGCACACAAUACGCUUCUCGCGACGUGCCUCCAAUCUACGGCUACAAGUUGACGGGGUUCCCCCUGUCAGGGGUAUGUUAUCGGAGACUAUACUCGGUCGCCACAGCACCAUCGAGAUACGUUCCAUCCACUUGGGUGGAAUGUUUCAUGCCGAGGAGGAAAUCCAAAUGACGUCGACAAUGCCCAAUUUUAUUGGCCAACUACAGGGAUUCAUUUUCAAUGGACAAAGAUAUAUUGAUAUUGUUAAAAAUUUGGGUCCCGAGUUAUCGGCACUGCCAAGCGCUACCUUCAAGUUGACAGCGCGUUUUGUGAACUCACCACCCGGUAAUCCUUACCAUGCUGCCACCUUCCGUUCGAAGCACUCUUAUGUAGGUUUACCCAUGUUGAAGGCGUACUCUAGCGUCUCGGUGGAUUUCCGCUUCAAAACAGUCGAACCAAAUGGUUUGUUACUCUAUAACGGUGGACGACGUAAUGAUUUCAUUGCUUUGGAGUUGGUUAACGGUCAUAUACACUAUACCUUUGACAUUGGUGAUGGGCCGAUAACAAUGCGUGACAAGUCACGCAUACACAUGAAUGACAAUCGCUGGCAUCAAGUGAGCAUACGUCGACCGGGACCCAAAACGCACACGCUUACCGUGGAUGAUUCAUUCGAGAUUGUUACACUGACCGGCAACAGCAUGCAUUUGGAGCUUUCGGGCAUACUCUAUAUAGGUGGCGUGUUCAAGGACAUGUACGCGAAAUUGCCGGCGUCCAUUUCAUCGCGUUCUGGUUUUGAGGGUUGUCUUGCUUCUUUGGAUCUGGGUGAUACAUCACCGACACUGACCAGCGAUGCGGUUGUGCCAAGCUCGCUGGUGGUGUCUGGUUGUGAAGGUCCGACCAAAUGCAGUCAGAACGCAUGUGCCAAUCGUGGCGUUUGCGUGCAACAAUGGAAUGCCUACGUAUGUGAAUGUGACAUGACUUCGUAUACCGGCCCGACGUGUUACGAUGAAUCAAUCGCCUAUGAGUUCGGCAACAACAAAGGCAUUAUACAAUAUGCUUUUCCGGAAAAUAUGCAAGCAGAUACCGAAGAAGACAAUGUCGCUUUGGGUUUCAUCACAACCAAAUCCGAUGCUGUGAUAUUGCGUGUGGAGAGUGCGACCACACAGGACUAUAUGGAACUCGAAAUAGUCGAAGGCAAUAUAUUUAUGGUGUAUAAUAUUGGUACACGCGAUUUGCCGUUAGGUGAAAUUGGCACCAAAGUGAACGACAACACCUACCAUGUGGUGCGCUUUAGCCGUAAAGGUGGCAACGCUACACUCCAGCUCGAUGACUAUAAUGUGCAAACAUUGACACCACAAGGGCAUCAAUCGACCGUGUUUAAUACCAUGUCCAGCAUUCAAGUGGGCGGAAAAUUUAGCCGUGGCGGUAGAACACGAAUUGAACGUCCAUUUGCUGGUGUUAUUGCCGGUUUGUCGGUGAAUAAGCUACGCAUACUGGAUUUGGCUGUUGAACGUGACCCACAUAUAACCAUACGAGGAGAUGUUCAAUUGGUAACUGGAGUAUUAGAUAGAAAUGAUCUGCAAAGAAUGCAGCAGACCCCAGCAAGUGGUUAUCCGGGCGCCAUUGAUGAUCUAAUCUUCUCGGGCGCCGGUUCUGGUUGUCGUGGUGACGAUGAAGAUGAGUGUACACCACCAUUCGAAUCGGGCAGCGGUGAUGACUUGAUCACGCCUGUGUAUGUGCCGCCCACAAAACAAACAACAACAGCACAAGUUGCAAAUACAGACAAAACUAACGGCACGGAGCGUGCUUGUGACGAUGAGGACUGCCUGCAUGGAUCUGGUGAUUAUGGCGAGACUACGGAGCAGUUCACUUCCACCAGCACAGCGAAAGGAUCAGAAUCGAAUCAUGAAAUCAUAUCGUCGACAACAGAUGGCGCUAACCGACGUAUUGAUACGUCCAGCACAACCACGGAACAGCAGCGUUCAACUACUACUCUAUCCAGCAGUGUGAUGACACGAACCGAGAGUCAAACGUAUGCGCCGCGAGAAACUACCGUACCUUAUAGCGCCACUACGAGCAUUGUCACGCAGCAACGGCAGACAUCAACACCCACUUCGAUCUACACGACCUCUACGCAACGAGCAUCUACAUCAACACUGACAACAACUACCAGCCAAGCAACGCCACCCCCUGAAAUCCAUUCCACAGCGACGGAACAUCAAACCACACCAUAUGAUAUCGUACAGGUGUUUAGCGGUGGUGAAGGCGGCGAACGACAUCAUGGCGAUGAAGAUGAAAAAUCAAAUAUGAUCUUUAAUGGUGAGCAUACAUCACUGCCGGAGGAACGACCACCUCCGCACAUACCUUCACCACAUGAAACACCGCCAUACUAUCAAAUGCCACCACAACCGCCCACAUAUGGCAAUAACUACCGCUCCAAGGGCAAGGGUGGUCGCGUCAACUCCAUCGAAGAGGAGCGCACCGCUAUGAUAAUCGGCAUUGUCGCCGGCAUACUGAUAGCUGUAAUACUGGUGAUAUUGUUGGUCUUGUGGCUGAAAUCGACCGGUGAUCGCAACUAUAAAACGGAAGGAGAGAAAGCCGCUGCCUAUGGACAUAAUCCCAAUGCGGCAUUGUUGGGUAAUAGCAGUACCAACGGUUCCUAUCAUCAGCAGCGCCACCAUGGGACACACCAUCAGAGCAAUGGGCAUAAUGCAAGCGGUGGUGGUGGAGGCGGCACUGGUGGCAGCGGUAGUGGCAGCAUGCUCGGCGCAGCUGGUGUCAAUAGUGGUGGUGUAGUCGGCUAUGGUUGUAUAAGUUCCGGCAUAGCCAGUACCGGCGCCGAUGGUCGCCCACAAAUGGCCGGGCUAGUGCAACCUAAGCCGAAGAAACGAGAUUCCAAGGAUGUUAAGGAAUGGUAUGUGUAAAUUGUUUUUGUUUGAAUGAGGUCUGGGGCGAUGGAGAUUGUUAAAUUCUUGGAUUAACAGCGAUGAGGUGUUGAGAAAUGGAGUGGUUAAGUAUUUUAAUAUUUAAUUCAAAUUAGCAAUAAUAAAUUAACUAAAUUUAUGGAAUACAUAUUUAGUCAAAGGCACACAAACACCUAAAUGCAAACAAACAAACACAUACACAAAUACACUUAGUGAAAUACGAAAGGGUUCAGAAAAUAGUUCAGAGAUACUCACGAUGAGCGUGUAUUUAGUAAAAUAACAGUUAUACGACACACGAAAGAAUGUCUUUGCAUACAUAACGGUUAUUACCUAUGCGUAAUUAUGGGCGACAAAAUAUCGAAAACUCAAUAAGAAAUUAUGGUAUAAAAGCAAGCAAAAGCAAUGGAAAGAAGUAACAACAACAAACAAACAGCCAACCAAAAUAAAACAAAACCAACAUCAAAUAUUUAUGACAGUUUAAAAUAUAUAAUGUACUAACACUUGAUUAUUCUAAUAUUAAUAUUAACAAGUUGAACAAUAAGAUAACAAAACAAACAAAUAAAACUCAUAUGUAUGUAUGUAUAUGUAAUGUACAAAAAAAGCAAAACGAAAGAGAUAAUAAUCAUGAGGUGCAUCAGCGGCAGUUUCAGCAAUGGGACAAGAGAAUUGAUCACUUUAUCCCAAAGGAUAAAAAAAAAACUAAUUUUUGCUGUAGAAAUUCUCAAAAGGUCCUCAGCAUUGUUUCUCGAGUACAAUAAAAGCAAUUGUUAGCAGACCUCGGCAGCACUUCGGCUUUUUUUAAGAAUUAUCGACUACUUAUGUUAUAAAGUCCUUUUGGAGAUGAGUGCUUACAUUGAGGUUUUUGCAAAAUAUUCUUUUAGUUGUCACUGUUCUCAGCUGAAAUACUAAUAUGUCAUAGAAAUAAUAAAAACCUAUAAAUGAAUUAUGAUAUCGAGAUUUAAAGUAAAUUUUCAAAGAGAUUUUUUGUAGCUCAAUUUUUUUGAGAGUUUUUUCUUAAUAAUAUUAACCGUUAUUGCUUUCAUUUGAAAAAAUCUACUUUAUACAAGUAUAUAUGAAUAUUGGGUUAAUGUAUCUAUUUUGCUGUAAAAUCUGUGAGUUUAUUCCAGAAUUCCGGUCCAGUGGGUUGAACUCAUUUACUCGAUAUACUAUAUUGUACUAUAUAUGUAUGUAAUGAUCACAUGUAUAUUGUCUGUUUCGGCUGCUGAUGUUCGGAGUGAAUCCAAGUAUUAUUUUGUGUUAUAAAGCAGUAUACAAAUCCAAUGGGUUUCUUUGUUGAAAAGUCCGUUAGAAACAAGUGUAUGGUUUAAGUUGUGUAUUAGUGAGCAGGAAAAUACAGUGGCCAUAUAUGCGUAUGAAUAUAAUACUAUAAUGUAAAGUACAUAUAUUUAGAAUAAAAUAAACUAUAAAGAAAUGUAUGGAAACAUUGAAAGUUGUCAUGUGAGUUAGGAAAGACAUCAAAAUUGAUUCAAUUAGGUUGACAAAGUGACGAUGGUUUAUUAAAUAGACGAACAAAUACACAUAAAUAUACUAGAAACAGUGUUGGCAAUAAUAAUAAACACAAAUAAAAUAGCAAAGCAUUACAAAAAAAGUUUUAGAAAAUGAUUGCCGUCUAACGGUGAAAAUCUAUGGCUUAAUAAAUUAUAUAAAAAUACAUAAAUAGGCAAAAAAAAACAAAACAAUACCAAGUAGUUCCAAAAUCAAGCAAAUCUCUAUGAAUAUUUAACCAAAUUUGAUUCGUUGAAUUCUUCAUGUAAAGUUACAACAAGAAAAAGGAAAAAUUAAAAACUUAAAUAUAUAUAUACAUAUAACAAAUGUGGUGCUGUAAUAAUGUAAUACUUAGUCCCAAAUUUUUAAAAACUAAAUUCAAGAUAUUUAAUUUAGUAAAAGAAAAACUCAUAACUUAAUGCUACAAACCAAAAGUAAAAUACUAUAUCAAGCAACUUUAAUGAAGGCACUUAUUAUAGUGAUAUACAAAACACAUAUUAUAAAUAUAAUGACAGAGAAUCCGUGACAAAAAAUUAAAUUUAAAACUAACCAUACUGAAACUAAAUAAUAUUAUAAUAUUAACUAUUGGCUUUGACACUGCAAUUACUACAACAAAUGGAAACAGAAGGUAAACAACACUGUGCUGGACGACUCUCUAGACGCGAUUUACACGUCACACGCCGAUUUACACACGCUCAGUCAUUCGGUCGAAUAGCUCAAAUUCACGCAAACACAAAAUGGCGGGCUUACUGCACUUACUUGUAUCGUUCACUACACACUUUAACACACACACACACAUCUUAACUAAGCUACUCACGCGCAUACAUAUAUAGCUCAUUAUUUGAUCUCUCGUAUCCGACGCCGCGUUGCGUUCUCUUUGUAUGCAUGAAGGGUAUGAAGGUAAUAUUGCCAGUGUUCACCGUAUUUAACUUUUUUACAAUAUUUAUUAUACAAAAAAGACGCCGUGAGAACUUAUAACAGCUAUUAGAAUGCUAAAUAUUUUACAACAACAAAUGCGUGUUUGUAUAUCGUUUUUUGAUGCUAAAUACAAUAGAGAUUUUUUUGUGUUGGUUUUUUAAGAAUUUUUGAAAGACUUUUUGUCUACACUUAGACUUAAAUAAAAUGCUUAACUCGGACAUAUCAAAUGCAAAAUAAGACAUUUUGAAAUGCAAACAUUUUACUAAAACUAAGCAAAAUAAAUAUAAAUUAAAGCACACAAAAAUGAAACAUACAAACAUACAAACAUACAUACACGUCAUCACUUACAGCAAGCGACUGUUCGCAUCCCAUUAAUCCUUAUUCAGUUUGAGGCAACGUCAUCAGCAGUUAUGUACAUAUAUAUUUUUUAUUUUUUCAUUGCAUGAGAGUUAUGUAUUUGCAUAUCACUUUUACAUGAGAAGGAAAUGUAAAUUCAAACCAAUCUAACCUAACUUAAUUUUUUUGUGAAAAAAAUUUUAAUAUGAAUAUAACCUUUGAAGCAUUUUUUGUUUGCAAAAAAUAGUAAUUACCUCGGUUAUUAAUAUUUUUGCACAAAUGCGUCACUGCGCAAAAAACAUAAUGCAUUAAAAGUUAAUUGAAUUAAUAGUGCAAUUUUUAUUUUUUAAUCCAGAAAAUAAUCAAUAGAAAUAAUUUCUGAUUCCAAAUAGCGGAUUGAAAGAAUUAAAUAUUAAUAUUAAUCUCAAGAAUCCCAUUAAUAUUAGCGAAAUCUAUUAAAAAAAUAAUAAUUACUAAAUUUAAUAUAACAAGUCUUAAAAUAUUAAAGAAAACCAUUUCCAUAUUUAAUUUCGAUUUUGAAAAUUCAAAUUACAAUAUACAUACAAUAUUUUAAUUAAAAAAUUCGUAACCCUAACCUAUUUGACCGUUAACAUUAUAUAAGAGGUCUUAAAAUAUUAUACUUUACUUAUCCACUUUGUAAAAUUCAUUGUAGUUUUUCAGUAGUAAAUCUUUCCUUUUUAAAAUAUUUUUUUAUUUUUUACACCAAUUUUUAAAUAAAAAAAAUUCAAAUUUUUAAUACUAAAAUAAAUUUCUAAUUAAAAAAAAAUUCCAAUAUUUAAUUUCGAUU